GCUAGACAUACGUUAACCUCACUACGGCAGGAUGGCGCUCCGAUUGCGCAAGGAUGUACAGAAAGCGUCCUAUUACGUUUGGUUUUUGGGUGCCCAGGAAGCGAAAGCACUGCGCGGUAACCGUUCCCUGCUGCCAAUGAUACCGCGCAUGGUGGAAAAAUCAAAGGAACAGGAACCGUUGAAGGUUACGCUGCAGGUUUCACACAAAGGAUUGAAAAUUGUUCAGGGAUCGGCAAAACACUUUAUUCCGCACGGAGCCAUCACUUGCUCGGUGCAGACGGAAGACAUCGUCGCCUGUACGCUGCUGCUGUACAAUCCGGCCACCAAAUGUCCGCUGCACGUUCAUGCGUAUCGGUGCGACUCGGAGCUAACCGCACAGGCCCUGCACGAUCAGCUGCAGGUGCUGAUCAACAGACCGGAAAACCAGAAACGAUUCACCGAACUGGAAGCACGGCUCGGUUUGGCGGCCCAGCUAACCGGAGGUUCGUGUGGUACCGGUGGACCAGCACCGGGCGGUGCACUUCCGAUUAUGGAUGGCCCGGGAAGGAAGAGGAUGCCACGAAGGUUCGAAUCACCGCGUCGCUUUCCGGACUCUUCGCACGGUAGUGAUACGGGCACGGCCAGCACACGCGAGUCGGAGUGUUCCGAGGAGCAGCAACAUUCACCAACUUCUGGUCCAGUGUCUCCACUGAUCAGUCAGUCGAAGCUGUACGAUUCGCUGGCAGCUGAACUGCGGGAGAAGCUUAGUGGUGGCGUACCGCUACUGCUGCCGACGAAAGAUCCGGACCAUAAGAAGGAACCAGUGCACAGUUCUAAUGAUGCAGCAGCAAGACGAAUUCGCAACGGAUGUCUGACUGGGUCCAUCACCCCAUCGACCGGGGUAAACCAGAAGCACGGCGUAUCAUCCCGUGGAUCUUCCGGCAUUGGAUCGGAUCUGGCCCCGAGCCCGGAACGACACGAGCCGCAAAGCUCAAGCGAGGACGAAUGGGUAAACGAUCAAGAACCAACACUGAAUGGCGGCUCACACCAUCAUACUGGCGGUCGGCCGGUCGAGCGCUACCUGGACGAUCAGCCGGUAACACGCAUGAGCAAGUACCGUGACGCUCCACCACCAACGACGUACCUCUACCCAAACGUGCGUGACGAACCGACCCGUGCCCGACAUCAGCGAUCAUCAAGCCGCGAAGAGGAUCGCAGUCUGCAAGGGUCUGUCAACUCUCGCGAAGAGGAAGUGAAACCGAUCAUCACGAACCAUACGCCCAGGUACCGGAACCCGUACAAACCAGCGGACGGGUAUGGGUUGGAAGAACGCAAGAAGAAAAUCACAAUCGACGACAAGUACGUAGACGAACGUGAUGGUGGUCGAAGAAGUGGACGAUAUCCUGCGGUCGAGGAUCGCGUUGUCGAACAUCGUGGCGAUGAUGAGUUUCAGUACGGGAAGCCUCAGCCAGACACGCGACGUUACUUUGAGGAAGAGUACGAUCGUGAUCGUUAUCGUGAGAAUUUGACCGAUCGGCAGAAGUACCGAGAUGUAGCGAGCGAGGGCAGUAAAUAUCGUACCAGCAAGGAGUACGACCGUCGCGGACCGACACAGGUAGCGUACGCCGAUCGGGCUGACUAUCGCGAAUACUCACCGGAACGUAUUCCACCGACGGUUUCGGGACGGGGCAAGUACGCCCCUGCUCAGGAGCAUUUCGGUGAGCGACAGGAUUUCAAGGUAGAACGCGAAGCAUAUCACCGUUCACCGCCAAUGCACAAAACCGAUCGGAUAAGGUACGGUCAGGAGGAUGCACACGAUAGCGUUGAGAGACGGCCGAUGUAUCGAUCGAUGGCACCGGAAGAGGAAUCGUAUCGCGAGGAAAGACGUUUCGGAGGGCAUGAAGAAUCGCCGAAGCGCACCAGUUACAAGAUGGCGGACAAGUACGAGGAACGCUGGAGACAGGAAAUGUCGGCGGGUUAUGGCGAUGUGGAACCAUCGCCCGGACGGCGUUAUCAUCGUGACGAGCCGAAACACGUACAAGCACCACCACCACCGCAACCGCAACCGGACACGUGGAAACCGGAACCACGUAAGAAAUCAGUCGAGAUACGAACGAGCUCACCGGAAUCGACCAUGCACCGUAUCUCACCCAAGGAUCGCUUCCAAACGGCAAAGGAAAAAUUCCAACAGAUGGAACGCGAACGUCACGAACAAGAACGGCUCGAGCAGGAACGGCUGGAGCGUGAACGGCUGCUGCACAGUAAGCGUGCGGUGGAACAUCCGCCGGCACCACGUCGUGGUUCGCUGGAACCGGCAGCCGUCAGCUCGCACGAAAGCAAUGGUUGGAGUUCGGAUGAGGAACUCCAACCCCCGAGAGGGCAUCCACGCUCGAACGGCAGCCUGAACGGGUCGGGAGGGCAUGGAGCCAGGAUGGGAGGUCCGGCAGAUUACCGAGAACUGUCGCCAGAAGAGCGUUACCCGGGACUGGACCGUGAACCUGGACGCCGAAUGAUGCCGGCCAAGAGUCUGACGAAUCUGGUGAAAGGUUAUCGCCACAGCUAUGCAGAGCCACGUCCACCGCCUGUUUCACGUAGCAGCGGGCGGGUCGGAUUGGCGGCCGUUAAUCCGUACUAGGUGGUGGGACAGCAGCUCAAACGAUGAGUCAGUAG
Molecule: messenger RNA, 2649 nt
Organism: Anopheles maculipalpis
Lineage: Eukaryota; Metazoa; Arthropoda; Insecta; Diptera; Culicidae
Product: serine/arginine repetitive matrix protein 1
Exons: 5
Coding region: 32-2614 (860 amino acids)
Source: RefSeq, a predicted model, not a curated record